Molecule: messenger RNA, 919 nt
Organism: Papaver somniferum (opium poppy)
Lineage: Eukaryota; Viridiplantae; Streptophyta; Magnoliopsida; Ranunculales; Papaveraceae
Product: F-box protein GID2-like
Exons: 1
Coding region: 127-678 (183 amino acids)
Biological process (GO): regulation of gibberellic acid mediated signaling pathway
Cellular component (GO): SCF ubiquitin ligase complex
Molecular function (GO): protein binding
Source: RefSeq, a predicted model, not a curated record
CAUUUCAUAAAGUAUAUUCUCUCCCUUCCCUUGUCAGUGAAGAGAACCCCAGUUCUUCAGAUUUUCUAGUAGUAAAUCUAGAAAUUAGAAGGAAAUUAGAAUCAUAAUCUUUUCUAAGAUCCAGAGAUGAAAAGAACAGCUGAUUCAUUGGAUGAAGAUCCAAAUCUCUUAAUUGAAGAUGAAAGAUUGAAGAAAAGAAAGAACAAAUUGGAAGAAGAAGAAGAAGAUGAUAAGGAAAUUGGAUUUGCUGAUCUAAAUGAUGAUUUAGCAUUUGAAGUUUUAAAACAUUUUGAUGCAAAAACGUUAGCUACAGCAGCUUGUGUUAACAAAAAAUGGAGUAAGAUGGCUGAAGAUGAAAGAUUAUGGGAAUUUAUCUGUACUCGUUACUGGGCUAAUAUUGGUUGUGGUAAUCGACAACUUCGUUCGGUUGUUCUUGCUUUAGGUGGAUUUCGUCGUCUUCAUUCUCUUUACAUCUGGCCUUUGUUGAAACGAUCUUCAUCUUCUUCAAUUGCAUCAUCGUCGUCAUCAUCAUCGGUUCUUCCAUCAAGAACAGUAGUGAAGCCAAAACCUAAUUGGGGAAGAGAUGAAGUCAAUCUUUCACUGUCUCUACUUUCAAUUCGUUAUUUUGAAAUGAUGAAUUUCAGUAACAGAAAUUUGGAUAAAAAAGAAAAGAAGUAAUUCAAGACAAGAAAGGGAUUAUCCUUAUUUCAAUCCUGAAUAUUUUCCAUUUACUCAAGUAUUUUCCGGUUUUUUUUUUGUUUAAUUUUGCGUUUUGUUUUGAUUAAUAAAUUUAAGUUAAAUUUCCAGUUUCUUUCUUGAAUCUUGUAUUAGAUCUGAAUCAAACUCCCUAGUAAGGUUGAAAUCUGUUCUUGUAUUUGUUUGUUUAUAUGUUCAAAUGGAAAUCUUUUGAAGUCUGAAA